AUGUCUACUACCAGCGUUGAAAAACACGUGAGCAAGGCAGGCUUCCUCAAGUCUCGCCGAUCCCGAGUCCUUCUAGCACUAGUCCUAUUUAUUAUCAUCUGUGCUGCCGUGAUCCCGCCAGUUGUGGUCACUGAGCUACGCAAGAAAAACGACAUGGGCCCCAAAUCCAAAGUCAUUGUGCCACUCUACGUGUACCCAGCGCCAGGGGCUUGGGCUCCCUUGGAGAAAGAGAUCGCCGCGCACCCGGACGUCAAUUUCACGGUCGUAAUCAACCCCGGCAGUGGGCCAGGGCCAAAUGCACUACCGGACGCCAAUUACACUCGGGAAAUCCCCGUUCUUAGAUCAUACGAGAAUGUGCGGCUGCUGGGAUAUGUGCAUACCUCGUAUGCCCAGCGCAAUAUCUCGCUCGUGCGCAGGGAUAUCGAGACUUAUGCGGCGUGGCCCGACGUCUCGUCGAAUAAGUUGGCUGUUCGGGGGAUAUUCGUCGACGAGACACCCCAGCGGUACAGUGGCAGCGCUUUCGAUUACCUGCAGAAUUUAACCGAUCUGGCCAAGAGUCUAGAUGGGUUUGGACCGGAUCCAUUUGUGGUUCACAACCCUGGUACGGUGCCAGAUUCUCGAUACAUGGCCACCGCAGACUCCACUGUUGUUGUGGAGGCAGCAUACGAUACCUUCCUGGAGAGGAAUGGUACGAGGCAGCUGACAGAAAUUCCGAGCAGCAAUCGUACCCAGCGCGCCGCGCUGAUUCACUCUGUUCCAGACAGCGUGGCAGGCUCCAAGCUCCGUGGCUUGGUGAAGCAGGUCCGUGGAGUCGCGGAUGAAGUUUUUAUUACACACCUAAGCGAGGACUACUAUGCUAAUUUUGGUGACCGAUGGAGUGAGUUUGUGGACUUGAUGGAUGACUGA
This is a messenger RNA of Penicillium chermesinum, 906 nucleotides long. Its product is annotated as spherulation-specific family 4 protein. The record is from RefSeq and is a predicted model, not a curated record. The coding region runs from base 1 to 906 and encodes 301 amino acids. Lineage: Eukaryota; Fungi; Ascomycota; Eurotiomycetes; Eurotiales; Aspergillaceae. The transcript is spliced from 3 exons.